AUGGAGUCUGCAGCAAGUUCUGAUACUUCGAAUUCUGAUUCAUGGCCUUAUUCAUCAAGCAAUCGAGGAAAUUCCAGAAUCCCUUUUUCUCCCCUUCGGUUCUUCAAUUCACCUGUUUCAUCUCUACUCGAAUACUCCGGGAUCCUCCGGGUUCGACCAGAUUUCCACUCCGAUGCCCAGCCCCUUAUGUCCGAAGCCACCAACAAUUCUGUUACAAUCAAUGAGAAUAGACUGAAUAGUACUAGUAAUAGUAAUGACAACAACGGGGAGGUUGCUAUUCGGAUAAUCGGGUCAGGGGAGCAAGAUAGAAUUAGAGGACAGGGUAAUCAAACUGGCUCGGGUUUGGGUUCGGAGGAGCCUACCGGGGAUUUUGUUGAUGAUAAUGGGAAUGGUAGCAGCAGCAGUAGUAAUGAAACCAACAGGGAAACGUCAUCUUCUCAAAGAUAUGAUAUACAGCAGGUGGCGAGGUGGAUUGAGCAGAUUCUUCCCUUCGCUUUGCUUUUAUUGAUGAUUUUCAUCCGCCAGCACUUGCAAGGAUUCUUUAUUACAAUUUGGAUCACUGCUGGCUUGUUGAAGUCUAAUGACAUUCUUCGGAAGCAGACAGCUCUAAAGGGAGAGAGAAAGAUUUCUGUCCUUGUUGGUUAUUCAUUUGCCUUCAUAAUUCAUGUAUCUGGAAUCUACUGGUGGUGUCGGAAUGAUGAUAUUUUCUACCCUCUAAUCAUGAUUCCUCCAAAGGUUAUCCCACCAUUCUGGAAUGCAAUUUUUAUCAUCUUGGUAAAUGAUACAAUGGUGCGGCAGACUGCAAUGGUCUUGAAGUUGGUUCUGCUAAUGUAUUAUAGGAAUGGCAGGGGCCAUAAUUUCCGCAGACAGGGUCAAAUGUUGACUCUAGUUGAGUACACGCUGCUUCUAUACCGAGCACUGUUACCGACCCCUGUAUGGUAUAAAUUCUUCUUGAACAAAGAAAAUGGAAGUCUCUUUUCAUCAUUGACAACAGGGUUGUAUUUAACUGUCAAGCUCACAUCAAUUGUUGAAAAGGUCCAAUCCUUCGUUGCUGCCUCGAAGGCAUUAUCGAGAAAGGAAGUACAUUAUGGGUCUUAUGCGACAUCAGAAGAGGUGAAUGUCGCAGGAGAUCUGUGUGCUAUAUGCCAGGAGAAGAUGCAUGCCCCUAUCUUGUUGCGCUGUAAACAUAUCUUCUGUGAAGACUGUGUUUCAGAAUGGUUUGAAAGGGAAAGAACUUGCCCUUUGUGCAGGGCUCUUGUUAGACCUGCUGAUCUUCGAUCAUUUGGGGACGGGUCGACAAUGUUGGUAUUCAGAGGAGUGUCGAGGAUGAUGGAUGUUGACAUGCUUCCUCGAGUCCAUGGGCAGUUUAUCAUUGAAUUGAACACUGGACUUCUCAAAAAGAAAAGUUUGCCAGAGUUACCAGGUAAGGAAAAAGUGGAGGCAUCGGGAGGAUCAGCCGGAGAAGUAGACGAGGAGAAGAUGGAUCCAACUGAGUCGAGCUGGAGACUCGGUGGCGGAGAUGAGUUUUUCUUUGGAAGUGAAAAGGACAGUAGCAUACUCAGCGAGUUUGGGUGA
Fraxinus pennsylvanica is the source of this 1575-nucleotide messenger RNA. Lineage: Eukaryota; Viridiplantae; Streptophyta; Magnoliopsida; Lamiales; Oleaceae. The record is from the annotation of a GenBank genome assembly.